GGAGGCCACCGUCCGCAAGCCGGGAGUUCCUGGGGACACAAAAUGGCGGUUAAUUUCGGAUCGUGUUAUUUUACUCUCUCAGGAUUUUCUUUUGUUCAGUUACAUACCCCCUUCCUUCGACUCGCGCACAGCACACCUGCUUGUUACUUUUCUUCCACUGCUCAUGCAUCAAAAAGCGAACUGGUCCUAGAUUUGAGAAUCGAUAGGCGUCUAAUUCCUCUUGCGCUGGUCGCCCUCUACCCUGUGCUUCUAACUGCUCUUUUGAAAACGGCUCUUUCCAAAUCAACAGGGAGAGAAAAAAGAGGGGUUCAGCAAACCAACAAGUCAUGGGGGACGCCGAUGCACAAAUUCUCUUGCGAUAGGAUCAUCGGGAUUCUUCUACAUGACGAUGGAUGUGUUUUAUGUGAACAAUUUGCGGCGCUACAAACUAUGCACGACAUACUUGCAUCGCAUGGGAUUUCAGUCAUGUUACCUUCAUUUCCCAGUUCGGAAGAGGGAGAGGGAGCCGAGCCGGCCCGAUAGCUCAG
Molecule: messenger RNA, 527 nt
Organism: Amorphotheca resinae ATCC 22711
Lineage: Eukaryota; Fungi; Ascomycota; Leotiomycetes; Helotiales; Amorphothecaceae
Exons: 2
Coding region: 43-522 (159 amino acids)
Source: RefSeq, a predicted model, not a curated record